AUGGCUCCACCUGAUAAUCGCCCCUGGGAUGUCCAGCCUAGUGAUGCCAAACAAGCGCUUGCGGAGGACAAAUAUGAAGAUUGCAUGUCUUGCAAAGCGAUGGGCUCUGGCGCAUUCAUUGGCCUCGGUGUUUACAGCUACUAUACCGGCAUGAACAAUCUCCGACAGCAGGAAAAAAUGAUCAUGAAGAGCGCAACUAAAUACAAAAUGGGAUCACGUCGACUGGGAAUCGCCACAAUAUCUGCUAGUUUAAUUGGCGCAGGCGUCUGGCGAGCCUUCAACUGA
Messenger RNA from Penicillium waksmanii, 285 nucleotides. RefSeq lists its product as uncharacterized. The transcript is spliced from 2 exons. The record is from RefSeq and is a predicted model, not a curated record. The coding region runs from base 1 to 285 and encodes 94 amino acids. Lineage: Eukaryota; Fungi; Ascomycota; Eurotiomycetes; Eurotiales; Aspergillaceae.